Messenger RNA from Durusdinium trenchii, 675 nucleotides. NCBI's taxonomy places the organism in Eukaryota, Dinophyceae, Suessiales, Symbiodiniaceae. The record is from the annotation of a GenBank genome assembly.
AUGUCGGAUGCAGAAGGUGCUGACGCAGAAGUGCGCUCUGAAGAGGAGAACCAAGGGCCUGAACCAAUCAAGAUCUUUCGAGUUACGGCUGUGUCGGGGCCAUCUUUGAAGAGCCCUUGGCUUCCUGAUGUUCAAAGCGUUGAGGGUGUCGAGUACAUUCGGCUGGCCAAAUGGUCGCCGCAGCUGACCAAAUUGUGCACAGGUCGCACAAAGCAGUUGCACAACAAGAAGGAACAGCACCACAUGAAUGUUCAAUGGUUUCAGAAAACUACUCAGCUUCGCCGAGAAGCAUGCGACGCAGCUGUGAAAAAGAUGAUUCUUGAGAAUGUGCCCGCCAACAUGCAGCCUCCUGCCAAGAUCAGACGAGCAAUCCAGCAGGAUGAGUUUCUGGUCGGGCGAUCCAUCCUUGUGAACAUGCCGGCGCUUUCUGAUGAAUGGCCAGAGCGUGCCAUCAGGUUUCUUUGGGGCGUGAAAGGCACAGAUUUGUUCAUGGAAUUGACUGUUGACAACCUAUCAUAUGUUCGACAAGCCAUCAUGAUAUCGCCAAAGGUUGAACCUAAAGAAGAUUCCGCUGUCAAGUCACCAAAGAGAAAGAAGAGAAAACGCCUGCACUCAAUGAGCCCCAAGAAGAGUGAAGAAGACCGUAAUCUUGAAGAUCCAAUGACUCCAUCAUGA